AUGUCACAGCUGAAUUCACAUUUCGAUUUACACAGGAUUCUGAUCAAAAAUGUAACUGAAGUCACUAUGUUUAUAUUGAUGGGCUUCACAGAUGAUUCUGAGGUGCAAGUCUUCCUGUUUUUACUAUUUCUAGCAAUCUAUGUGUUUACUCUGAUAGGAAAUUUGGGAAUGGUAUUAUUGGUCGCUAAAGAUUCUCGACUACACAAUCCUAUGUACUAUUUUCUGAGUGUGUUGUCAUCCUUGGAUGCUUGUUGUUCUUCAGCUGUCACACCCAAAAUGUUGGUCAAUUUCCUGAAUGAGACCAAAGCCAUUUCUUAUACUGGAUGUGUGGCACAAAUGUUUCUCAUUGUUACAUUUGGGACCACAGAAUGCUUCCUCUUGGCUGCAAUGGCAUAUGAUCGCUAUGUGGCAAUCUACAACCCGCUCCUGUAUUCAGUUAGCAUGUCACCCCAAAUCUAUGUGUCACUCAUCAUUGCUUCCUAUGUUGGUGGCAUUUUGCAUGCAUACAUACACACAGUGGCCACGUUUAGCUUAUCCUUCUGUGCCUCCAAUGCAAUUAGACACAUCUUCUGUGACAUCCCUCCUCUCCUCGCUAUUUCCUGUUCUGACACUCACACAAACCAGCUUCUGCUCUUCUACUUUGUGGGUUCCAUUGAGAUCGUUACCACCCUGAUUGUCCUGGUCUCCUAUGGCUUCAUCCUGUUGGCCAUUCUGAGGAUGCGUUCUGCUGAGGGGAGGAGAAAAGUCUUCUCUACCUGUGGCUCUCACCUAACAGGAGUGUCAGUUUAUCAUGGAACCAUCCUCUUCAUGUACAUGAGGCCAAGUUCCAGCUACGCUUUGGACCAUGACAUGAUAGUGUCGACAUUUUAUGCAAUUGUGAUCCCCAUGCUGAAUCCCAUCAUCUACAGCUUGAGGAACAAAGAUGUGAAAGACGCAAUGAAAAGAGUGUUUUGGAAAAAUGGGUGUAUCAAUAAAGUACGUCUUCACACUAAUGACUAA
Pteronotus mesoamericanus is the source of this 999-nucleotide messenger RNA. Its product is annotated as olfactory receptor 1094-like. Lineage: Eukaryota; Metazoa; Chordata; Mammalia; Chiroptera; Mormoopidae. The transcript has a single exon. Gene Ontology annotation, biological process: sensory perception of smell; G protein-coupled receptor signaling pathway. Gene Ontology annotation, cellular component: membrane. Gene Ontology annotation, molecular function: odorant binding; G protein-coupled receptor activity; olfactory receptor activity. The record is from RefSeq and is a predicted model, not a curated record. Bases 1 to 999 code for a protein of 332 amino acids.